Messenger RNA from Thermothielavioides terrestris NRRL 8126, 800 nucleotides. RefSeq lists its product as uncharacterized. NCBI's taxonomy places the organism in Eukaryota, Fungi, Ascomycota, Sordariomycetes, Sordariales, Chaetomiaceae. The record is from RefSeq and is a predicted model, not a curated record. The transcript has a single exon. The coding region runs from base 108 to 779 and encodes 223 amino acids.
GCAUCGACAUCAUUGUCACAUCCAGCCGAGAAAUUCCCACCAGUGGCAUGGUGUGGGAUUGAUACUUGGGGGGAGGGGACAGCGCCUUCCUGCAAAAAUCCCCCAUCAUGGCAUCGCCCUCUCAGAUCGCGGGCCCGAACGACAGGUCGGUGCCCAACUCGUCCGGCGGGGCUUUUCCACCGAGGGAACAGACCAGGCCGUCCGAUUCGAACAAUCCGUACACCGAAACGUUGCCGAAUCCCCCACCCGAGUUUUUGGGCUUUGAACCGGCGAACAGAACCGAGAACCUCGCAGCGACACUAGGAGUCGGCGGUGGCGACGGGGCGCACGAAGGCGCCACCGAGCUCGACACCUUUCCGUCCAUCGGCCGCGAUAAUGACGGCAGUAAGGAGCGUGUCUUUCACGAGGCUGUCUAUGUCGAGCCCCCUCCAACCCCAUGGUACAAGACCAUCUCCAAGGGGCGUUGGCUUGGGGUGGCGAUCUGCCUUGUCGGCAGCACCGCCGUUAUCCUUGCCAUUCUCGGAGCCUUGAACAGACUCUCAGGGCAAAGGUCCGUCAAACCUGCCUCUAAAGACCGCACACAUUCCAUCAGGCGAACCACUGACUUGAGCAGCCCCUACGACUCACCCGACACCGACAGCAACGCACCUUUCAACGACAUCUCCCCGACCGCAACCAGAGCCUCCACCAACCCGACAUCCUCAGUAAGCACCGCUCCUUAUCCACCUCCAGUUCACCGUCCUUUUCCUCCCAAUCAAACACCCCUCCGCGUCCCAUAACAUCCAACAACCAAACCUAAA